CGUCUCAGAGCUCAGCUCCAAUUCCCCACCAAUUGCCUGUGCAGAGAGAGAGCCAUAGCGAAGAGAAGCUGCCGCUGUUUUUCUGCCUCCUUUCGCGACAGCGCGUCUCUGGCCUCUACAUCACCAAAUAUUCCGGUUUCUGUCUAUCAUGCGAUCUGAGUAGCGCGGUGCUUCGCCAGAUCGCCCAAUAUGAACAUUUCACAGCCCGUGUCGUCGACUCUCGACAGCGUCGACUUCCAGUUCCUCACAUCCGACGAGAUCCGCGCAGUCUCUGUCAAACGCAUUGAAAAUCCCGUCACCUUCGACACACUUCUCAAUCCUGUUCCAGGCGGUCUCUAUGACCCAGCUCUCGGCUCAUGGGGCGAUGCGCCAUGCCGCACCUGCGGUCUGAACCAGGCACAAUGCCCUGGUCAUCCAGGUCAUAUUGAGCUUGCUGUACCUUGUUACCACCCAGUAUUCAUGGACCAGGCUUUCCGAUUCCUUCGUUCCAUGUGUAUUUACUGCCAUCACUUUCGAACGGCCCGCCGCGAGAUCCACCGCUUUGCCUGUAUGCUCAAGCUUCUUCAGUACGGCUUGCUCCAUGAAGCGCAGCUGGUCGAUGCCAUCUCCGAGAGCGAACUCGGAGGAGAGAAGCUCAAGAGCAUGAGGCUCCCCGACAUCCCCAACAUGGACGACGAGGCCGAGGACGAGGGGAGCACAACAGAUGUCACCAUGAGAGCUAGAGAAGCCUAUGUUCGCCAAGUGUUGAAGGAGCACAGGACACGCCUCAGUGCGGGCGAUAUCAAGCGAGCGAAGCACGAAGGUGCGGCCGAGAUGAGGAGAGCCUUGUUGAAGGAGCUCUUCGCCACGUUAGUGAAGGAGAAGAGAUGCAAGAGCUGCGAUGGCAUCAGCCCAACGCUGCGCAAGGACCGCUAUGUCAAGAUCUUCGAGCGCGGCCUCAGUUCCAAGGACAAGGCCACUAUGGCUCAGGCUGGGCGAAAAAGCCGCGACGCCUUGACCAUGACCAACAAGAACAAGAAGGAUGCCGACGGUGAGGAUGAAGGUGUUGCUGAUAUGGAAUCAGAACCAGAACCAGAAGAUGAAGGAGAGGGGGAUAGUCUCGACGAGGGCGGUGAUGUGGCUAUGAAGGAUGCCGAAACCGAAACCCAGACAAAGUCGAAAACGAAAGCCUCAGCCCCCCAGCGCUUCCUCAACUCGAUGGAAGUCAAGGGCCGCCUCGACCUCCUCUUCCAAGCCGAGCGGGAAAUCAUGUCGCUGAUUUUCAACACUCGUCCACCGACCAAGGCUUCUCGCUCGAAGCCUAUCACCGCCGACAUCUUCUUCAUUCACACGCUCAUGGUUCCUCCAAACAGGAUGCGCCCAGAGGCUCGGAUGGGUGAGAACCAAAUCACCGAAGCCGAGCAAAACAGUCUCUACAAGAAGAUCAUUGAAAAGUCUUCCGCUGUUGGACAGAUCUCUAGAGAGAUUGCCCUCGGGAAGAAAGCCGUCGUUCAGGAAGGCAGGAGACCACGGGAUCUGAACCACCUUUACCAAGCCUGGACUGAGCUUCAGGAAGCUGUCAACAGUUUGAUGGAUCGCGACAAGAACCCGAUCCAGGGUAACGCUGGCAAGAGAAACGAGGAGGGUAUCAAGCAGAAGCUUGAAAAGAAGGAGGGUCUGUUCCGCAAGAACAUGAUGGGCAAGCGUGUCAACUUUGCCGCUAGAUCAGUCAUCAGUCCUGACCCCAACAUCGAGACGUCCGAAAUCGGUGUCCCACCCGUCUUCGCGGUGAAGCUUACUUACCCAGAACCUGUUACUCAUUUCAACUUCAAAGACCUCCAACAGGCCGUGAUCAACGGUGUCGAAAAGUGGCCCGGUGCUGCGGCUAUCGAGAACGAAAAUGGCCAGGUUGUCAACCUGCGAAACAAGUCUCUGGAGGAAAGAGUAGCUCUGGCCAACACGCUUCUCGCCCCAUCAACCAACUCCUUUGCCAAUCUCAGGGGCAAGAAAGUACUCCGUCACCUCACCAACGGUGAUGUUGUCUUGAUGAACCGUCAGCCUACACUUCACAAGCCAUCUAUGAUGGGUCACCGUGUCCGUGUUUUGCCAGGCGAGAAGACGUUACGUAUGCACUACGCCAACUGUAACUCGUACAACGCCGAUUUCGACGGUGACGAGAUGAACAUGCAUUUCCCACAAAACGAGAUUGCUCGUGCCGAGGCUCUCCAGCUUGCCAACACAGACAGCCAGUACGUCAGUGGAACAGGCGGCUCGCCGUUGCGCGGUUUGAUUCAGGACCACUUGUCAGUCUCUGUCAUUCUCUGCAACAAGGACACUUUCUUCAGCAAGGGCGACUACAUGCAACUCGUGUACGCCGGUCUCCGCCCCGAAAGUGGGCACAUCACGGGAGAAAAGAUCCUGACAGUACCCCCAGCCAUGAUCAAGCCAAGACCACUCUGGACUGGAAAGCAGGUUAUCGACACCGUUCUGAAGAAUAUCAAGCCGGCCAACUGUGGCGAUCUCUGGAUGCAGUCUGGCACCAAGAUCAAGGCAAGAAGCUGGGGCGACCAUUCUCCUGAAGAAGGCGAGGUCGCAGUCCGGGAUGGAAUUCUCGUUCACGGUAUUCUGGACAAGUCACAGCUCGGUUCCAGCGAUGGCGGCCUUGUCCACGCUGUUCACGAAGUCUACGGCCCCGGCGUCGCGGCUAAGCUGCUGAGUUGCCUGGGUCGCCUCCUCACACGCUAUCUCGCCAUGGUUGCAUUCACUUGCGGAAUGGAUGAUCUGCGUAUGACACCAAAGGGCGAACAGGACCGCAAGGAGUUGAUCAAGGAAGCUAAGCAUAUUGGUCUCGAAGUUGCGGCCAAGUACGUAUCUUUGGAGGAGCAAAAGCCAACCAAGGAUGACCCUCUGCUUCUGGAACGCCUCGAGGAAGUUUUAAGAGACGACAAGAAGCAGGAAGGCCUCGAGUUGUUGACCAAUCAACGGGUCGCCAAGCUCUCUUCCGAGAUCACAAGAGUCUGCUUGCCCGCCGGUCUCGAGAAGCCUUUCCCCCACAACCACAUGCAGUCUAUGACAAUCUCUGGUGCCAAGGGUUCCACUGUCAAUGCCAACCUGAUCAGUUGCAACUUGGGACAGCAGACACUAGAAGGUCGUCGUGUGCCCGUCAUGAUUUCAGGUCGGACUCUACCCAGUUUCCGCCCCUUCGACACAGAUGCACGGGCUGGUGGCUAUAUUGUGCAGCGUUUCUUGACUGGUAUUCGCCCACAGGAGUACUACUUCCAUCACAUGGCCGGUCGUGAAGGUCUGAUCGACACAGCCGUCAAAACGUCGAGAUCCGGUUACUUGCAGAGAUGUCUUGUCAAGGGAAUGGAAGGCUUGGCUGUCUCUUAUGACAGCUCUGUCAGAGACUCUGAUGGGUCUGUCGUGCAGUUCUUGUACGGUGAGGAUUCGGUCGAUAUUACCAAGCAAAAGUAUCUGAACGAUUUCGAGUUUGUACUGCGCAAUCUGGACAGUGAGCUGCCACAGUUGAGGUUCCACGAGGACGGCACUCAAGCACUCUUUGAGAAUAAGGAUGAGAUCAUCAAGCGGAUGAAAUCGGCCAUCAGGUCGAUUGGCACCCGCAACCCACAAGACCCCGUCACGUCCAAGCUUGAGCCUUCCCGAUAUGGCUUUGCCACUUCGGAGAAGUUCUUCAACCGCAUGAUGGACUACCUCAAGACAAACAAGCACGGUUUGAUCAAGGAGAAGGGAUCCAAGGAGAAAGCCGGCCAGAUCUCCCGCAAGACCGCCGAAAAGAUCCUGGCAGCCAAGUAUAUCAGGUCUCUUGUUGAGCCCGGCGAGGCUGUCGGUAUCACAGCAGGCCAGUCUGUCGGUGAACCUUCGACUCAGCUGACGCUCAACACGUUCCAUUUGGCUGGUCACAGUGCAAAGAACGUCACACUGGGUGUGCCUCGUCUUCGUGAAAUUCUCAUGACGGCCUCUGCCAACAUCAGCACUCCAUCGAUGACACUUGUUCUCAACGAAGAGCUUUCGGAACAGGACGGUGAGCGGUUCGCCAAGAGUAUCAGCGUCCUGCCUCUGUCGCACGUCACCAAGGAUGCAACUGUGGUGGAAAAGGUCGGGGUUGGCAUCGCCCACAAGGUGGCCAAGACCUUUGAUAUCAGACUGCGCUUUUUCGAGAGUGAGGAAUACUCCAAGAUGUACGCCAUCUCGAUUUCCGAUGUGCUCGGAACCGUAGAAAAGAAGUUCAUCCCGCUGCUUUGCAAGAUCAUCCAGAAGGAGCUCAAGAAGAUUGACAAACAGAAGGGAUCUGCAUCGGCGCCUGAAAUCGGUGUCAAGGUUGGCACUAUUGAGACGGCGGCGGCAACCUCUUCGGGCGACAGGGAGGCUCGCGGUGGUGACGAUGACGAUGAUGACGACGACGAGGAUGAUGCCGGCGGUGCCAAGCGGAGAGCCAACCGGUCCGAGGCUGUUUCUUAUGGUCCCAACGAUGACGACGACGAUGCCAUUCAGAGGCAACUGCAGCGGGAGACUGAAGAGGCCGAUGAUGGGGAGGACGAUGACGAGGCCUACGGCGGCAGCCCGCGACCCGAGCGCCGGCGCGACGACAAGAGCCUUGAAGCUGAGGCAGCCUCCCGUGUCAAGGAGAAGAACGAGGACGUAGCAUCGUUCAAGGCCGAUACUGUCGGCGGCGAGUGGGUCAAGUUCACCCUCGAAUACCCAGCCUCCAUGCCCAAGCUGCUUAUGCUCAACCUCGUCCAGGAGGCGGUCAACAAGGCCGUCAUCCAGGAGAUUGCGCACAUUGGCAAUGCGACCCUUGAGCCUAUCAAGAAGAGAGAUCCCGCGACUGGGGAGGAGGUGAUCAAGGAGCUGCUGGUCCACACCGAGGGUGUCAACCUGAGGGCUAUGCAGCUGUAUGCUGAUUACAUCAACCCCAACAAGCUCCAGACCAACGACAUUGCCCAGGUGCUCGAGUUUUAUGGUGUCGAGGCGGCGAGGGCGAAUAUUGUGAGGGAACUGUCGGGCGUUUUCGACUCUCACGGUAUUGCUGUCGACAAGCGCCAUUUGAGCUUGAUCGCCGAUUACAUGACCAGGAAUGGCGGGUUCAGCCCUUUCAACCGCAUUGGUUUGACGGGCAAUGUCUCGCCUUUUACCAAGAUGAGUUAUGAAACUACCGUCGGCUUCCUCAAGGAUGCGGUCAUGGACGGUGAAUGGGAUCCCCUCAUGACACCUUCGUCGAGACUGGUUGUGGGUAAAUUGGGUGGCUUGGGAACUGGAGCGUUUGACUUGCUCACGCAGGUACCGACUGCUCAUGGAGUGGCCAAUUUUUAGAAUCUGCGGGGGGGGGGGUUGGGGUGUUGAGAGAGAGGUCGGUUGUAUAUAGUUGAUGGAACGGGUUUGGUGGGCUUGGCAUGGGGCAUGGUGUUGUUUGGUAAUGUGAAAAGGUACUGCGUUUGAUCUAGUUAAUAAAUCGAGUCAAGGUUUUUGAUUUUAAACGGGUUGGCUAUGCGUUUGGUGCAGUUUUGAUGGGCG
Molecule: messenger RNA, 5511 nt
Organism: Podospora pseudopauciseta
Lineage: Eukaryota; Fungi; Ascomycota; Sordariomycetes; Sordariales; Podosporaceae
Exons: 3
Coding region: 190-5310 (1706 amino acids)
Biological process (GO): DNA-templated transcription
Cellular component (GO): RNA polymerase I complex
Molecular function (GO): DNA binding
Source: RefSeq, a predicted model, not a curated record